Molecule: messenger RNA, 581 nt
Organism: Saccoglossus kowalevskii
Lineage: Eukaryota; Metazoa; Hemichordata; Enteropneusta; Harrimaniidae
Product: prolyl endopeptidase-like
Biological process (GO): proteolysis
Cellular component (GO): Golgi apparatus; cytoskeleton
Molecular function (GO): serine-type endopeptidase activity
Source: RefSeq, a predicted model, not a curated record
UUAAUGAAAGUUGACAGCAAUGGUGAUUUAACAAAAGAACAAUGGCAAGAUGUUUACGUGGCAGGCGAACAUACAAAGAUUAUUGAUAUGGAUGUAUUUGACAAUCACUGCGUGCUCUUAAUGAAACAUAAGGGUAUACCUGGUGUUACAGUUAUACCACUACAGUGUCCAUCAGAACACAAGUCAAUACAGCUUCCCGUUACUAGCUGUGUACUACUUCCAAAUGACAACCCUGAUUUCUAUUCUACAAUGUAUGACUUCACGUUGGCAUCACCGAUAUUGCCAGCUGUUAAAUAUAAAGUUGAUAUGAAAUCUAACGUAAUAAACAACACAGAUGGCGAGUCAGAAUUUUGGCUUGAUAAAGAUGAACAUUAUACUUGUCAAAGAAUAGAUGCAAUAAGCAAGGAUGGUUGUGAGAUUGGGAUGACUGUAUUCUAUCAAUCCAACCUACCACUAGAUGGCAACAAUCCUAUGUUAGUGUAUGGUUAUGGUGCUUAUGGUGAAGAUAUGAAUUUGAAUUAUAAACCUCAACAAAUGAUAUUACUUAAUAGAGGUUGGAUUAUAGUGUUUACACAUGUCAG